This is a messenger RNA of Scophthalmus maximus (turbot), 4045 nucleotides long. RefSeq names its product minichromosome maintenance 9 homologous recombination repair factor (gene mcm9). The record is from RefSeq and is a predicted model, not a curated record. NCBI's taxonomy places the organism in Eukaryota, Metazoa, Chordata, Actinopteri, Pleuronectiformes, Scophthalmidae. Gene Ontology annotation, cellular component: nucleus; MCM complex. Gene Ontology annotation, biological process: double-strand break repair via homologous recombination. Gene Ontology annotation, molecular function: ATP hydrolysis activity; single-stranded DNA binding; ATP binding. The transcript has 15 exons. Bases 155 to 3895 code for a protein of 1246 amino acids.
UCCGGAGCACCAGGGGGCGCUAAUGCGCCCGUUGAACACUGUUACAGUUUCCAAAGUGGCUGCCCGCGCAACUCAAACGGGUUGUGUACACCGGGGAGGGGUAGGCAGUAAACGAAUGUCUAUGGCGUAAACUUUUCGGUCACAUCACUUCACUAUGCUGAUAAGCCCAGAACAGGAGGCCCUGAUUGGCCGAGUAUUUGAGACCUAUCUGACGGAGCAUCAUCAUGGUGACAUUCUCCAACUCAUUGCAUAUGCCAGCGAAGAGACCCAUCAAGCGGUUGUUGUGAACGCCAUGACGUUGUUUGAAGCCAAUAUGGAGGUUGGAGACUAUUUCAACGCCUAUCCCAAUGAUGUCCUGGCGAUUUUUGAUAAAGUGUUACACAGAACAGCAAUGGACUUAUCACAGGAUGCUUCUCCCAAACACUGUGGAGGACAAAGAACAAAAGAGCAGAGAAUGAGACACACUCUCCAUGCCCGCAUUACAGGUCUGCCAGUUUGUCCAGAACUGACCAGAGACACCAUUCCCAGGUCCAGGGAUGUAGGGCACUUUUUGUCUGUCACUGGUACUGUCAUCCGCACCAGUGUUGCAAAGGUUCUGGAAUACGAGCGCGACUACAUGUGCACAAAGUGUCGCCAUGUUUUUGCGAUGCAGGCGGAUUUCGACCAGUUCAAUGUCUUUGUCCUGCCGGUGGCCUGCCCUAAUCCUGAUGCGUGUAACUCGUACAAAUUCAGCUGUCUGUCGAGAGGAUCUGAGCCGGCCGCCUGCAGGGACUAUCAGGAGAUCAAGAUACAAGAACAAGUGCAGAGGCUGUCGGUGGGUAGUAUUCCUCGUUCUAUGGUGGUGGUCCUUGAGGAUGACCUGGUUGACAGUUGUAAAUCUGGAGAUGACGUGACCGUCUACGGGGUGAUGUGCCAGCGCUGGAAGCCCUUUAGUGACGCUACUCGCUGUGACGUGGAGCUGGUCCUCAAAGCCAACAACAUAGAAGUGAACAACCAGCACGCAGCAGCUUCUGUGCUCAUGAAAGACAUUCAGCAAGAAUUUGAAGUCUUCUGGAAUCAUUACAAACAUGAUCCCGUAGCUGGUAGGAACCAGAUCUUAUUGAGCCUGUGCCCACAGGUCUUUGGCAUGUAUUUGAUCAAACUGGCAGUGGCCAUGGUGUUGGCCGGUGGGGUGCAGAGGAUAGAUUCUUCUGGGACCAAGAUCAGGGGGGAGUGUCACAUGCUGCUGGUUGGUGACCCAGGCACAGGGAAGUCUCAGUUCUUGAAGUACGCUGCUAAGAUCACGCCUCGCUCCGUACUCACAGCUGGAAUUGGGUCAACUAGUGCAGGACUGACCGUGGCGGCAGUGAAAGAUGGAGGUGACUGGCACCUUGAAGCCGGUGCCCUGGUCCUGUCAGAUGGUGGUUUGUGCUGCAUCGAUGAAUUCAACAGCAUCAAGGAACACGACCGUAUCAGCAUCCAUGAAGCCAUGGAGCAACAGUCUAUCAGUGUGGCCAAAGCUGGUAUGGUUUGUAAGCUAAACACUCGCUGCACCAUCCUGGCAGCGACCAACCCCAAAGGCCAGUACGAUCCAAAUGAGCCGCUGUCUGUGAAUGUAGCCCUGGCCAGUCCUCUGCUCAGUCGCUUUGACCUGGUCCUGGUUCUGCUGGACACCAGGAAUGCUGAGUGGGACCGUGUCAUCUCCUCUUUUAUACUGGAAGACAGAGGCCUGCCUACCGACUCUUCCAGCCUGUGGCCCAUGGAGAAGAUGAAGGCGUAUUUCAGUGUGAUCAAACGUCUGCAGCCGCAGGUGUCCGAGGAGGCCAACAGCAUCCUGACACGUUACUACCAGUUGCAGAGACAAAGUGAUGGACGCAAUGCUGCUCGCACCACCAUCCGCAUGCUAGAGAGUCUGAGCAGGCUGGCUGAAGCACAUGCCAGGCUCAUGUACAGAGAGACGGUGACGGUACAGGACGCCGUCAUGGCCGUCUCUGUCAUGGAGUGCUCCAUGCAGGGCGGUGCUCUGCUGGGAAAUGUAAACGCUCUGCUCACCUCUUUUCCGUCUGAGCCCGGUCAGCAGUAUGAAGCUCAGUGUCAGGUUCUGCUGGAAGGACUGAGCCUACCACUGCUCCUUCAGAAGGAGAUGGACAGACUGGCCAGGCUAAAGAGCAACACCUCCCAGUUUGAUCCAACAACUGCUCAUAACCAGCAUCCUCUCGGAGAAAUCACCGGUGACUUCAGGGCUAAUGUCACGGUGGAGAGUGGCCUGGACUGGUUCCACUCCAUCACGUCACCAGGUGAUAUGACUUCACCAGUCAUUACAUCGACUCAAAACCUCAACACAACCACAAAACCAAACUCCAGUGGGUCGAAAACAGUCCCAGCGAUUGAUAAGCCGAACUGUCAAACUGAAGAGGGCAUUCAAGGUAACACAGGCUCAACAUUAAACCAUGGUGGAACAGUUACCGUUUCCUUAGAAGAACAAAACAAGAAAAAUGAAAUCAUGCAAGAAAAAAGCUCUGUAACCCAAGAGGAGGUCAAUCAGCUGGAGGGACAGAUAGAUGACCAACAUUCAGAGAUGUUAGGGUGUGUGGUCCAGAAAGUCUCCAGGAAUCUGAGAGACAGAAGAAUCCGGCAGCUGGAGCUCAAUGAUCAGCAGGGUGACCGAGAGGCAGGAGACAGGGCGAUGUCUACGGGUGGUGCAGGUGGAAAUGUGACAAGUCGCAGCACACUGUCCUUAGAUAAAAACUGCAAAUCGAAUAAACUGAUACAGGAGGACCAGUCCUGUUGCAAAGAAAGGAGAUUUGAGAAAGAAGACGAGAGGAACCAGGCUGAGGAUAGGAAUAUUAGUACUUUGCUAAAGGAAAAAAUGGCAGCUGAAUUUCACACAAAUAAAGAGUUACAUGCUAAGUUGUUAGAAUUUACAUUCAAACCAAGGAAGAUGAGACCUUUACUCCACAACCACGACUUCAGUGCCAGCUCGGGUGUCAGUGCAGAGCUCCAAACUGAUUGUAUCCCAGGCAGCAGAGAUCUUCACAUGUCCACAGAAAGCAGAGUAGAUAAACAGAUGUUGGUCAGUCAUGAUGAGUCCGUCAGCCCACCUACAGACUCAGAGAAGAACAACAACCAGAACCAGUACCGAAACCCAGUGGAAGUUGGGUGCAGAAGGAAACCGGUGAGCUGUGUCAGUGAGGCGGGAGAGCAUGGAUCUCGUCCUUGUUUCACAUCAGUCGAGCUGGAUACAGAGGAUUUUUCCUCAGGUAAGGAAAAACCAGCACAAGGAAAAACUGUAGGUAGAAUAAAGAGGAUUAAUGAUACAGAAAAUCUGUGUCGGCAACAAAAAACCAAAGGUGAUGAGACUAUAGCAGAUGGAUUUAGUGGCACCCCGGCUUUAAAUUCCAACACUCAGAUCAAUGAUUCAGCACCGUUCCGACCAGGCCACACAAAGUCCAUUAUAGACUCCUCGACCUUGGCUAAACUCUCAAGAUUCUCGUUUACCUGCGGGCCUGAAGCCACGACCACAGCUCAGAAGAAGGUGGAAAAAUGUUCCUUUAGGAGAACCGUUGCUGAACGCUCGAUAACAAAUUCUGAAGUCAUGAAAAGUGGAGAUUCCCCUAAACACAGUCCCUUGGGAAAGACAAUAAAAAAUGCUGUAAUGAUGGACAAAGUAAUGGAUGUAUUACUGUCUCCGGCCACAGGGCUCACACCAGGACCAGAGACACAGUCACCAAGUAAAACCAUCUGUCCUGGUGACUCUGUGAGCACUGUGAAUCUGAAGAAGAGAAAGUGUUUUGAACUGGGCCGUGGUUCCAAGGGUCCAUUCUCUGGACUGCCCCUCUUCGGCUCUGUUGAAUUCAGUAAUGACGUUCUUGACACUGACUGGGAUCAAGAGGUUUUAAAGAAAACCAAAGUUUAAUAUCAUAUGUUCCUGUCAAAAUGUGUUCAGGGAUGAAGUACACCGCAGUAUUGUACAUGAUGUUACAUUUUGUGGUGAGGCACAUGAUUUGAAUUGUUUGUCUGAUGUUACCCCCCCCCCAACCUGAAAAUAAACCUCUUUAUUAAUUAC